AUGUUGGCCACCUCUUUCCUCUCCCUUGCCAGCGCCACCGGCGCCAUGGCCGCCGCCAUCCACACUCGCAAUCAAUUCGAUGCGUCUGCGUAUGCCGCCGACGACAUCAUCGAGCGAGACUUCGCCAUCAUCGGCGGCGGCGCCGCAGGAACCUAUGCCGCCGUCAGUCUGGCUGACCAAAACCACACGUUCACCCUGGUCGAAAUCUCCGACCGACUCGGCGGCCACACUCGGACCUUCCACGACCCAGCCACAGGCGCCUCCGUCGACUUUGGCGUGCAAAUCCACCUCGACGUCCCCAUCGUCCAGGACUUCUUCACCCGGCUCAACUCCUCCCUCGCCGCCGUGGAACUCUCCAGCUUCGGCACCCCCAAAUACUACGACUUCACCAAACAAGUCGCCCUCCCCAACCACACCGCCGGCACCAUGCAAUCCGACUACGUGACCCUCCUCAACAAAUACCCCUACGUCGACGACCUCGUCAACCUCCCUGACUCCGUCCCCUCCGACCUCCUCCUCGCCUGGCCCGAGUUCGCCCAAAAACACAACCUCUCCCAGGGCUCCACCGAAGCCGGUCUCGCCUGGCCCGCCACCCCCGGCGAUCCUCUCUCCACCACCGCCCUCGCCAUCCUCAACGACGGCAACCACAUCGAACUCGCCGAAGACGAAGGCGGCGCCGUCCACAACGCCAACAACGACAACUCCCAAAUCUACACCAACGCCCUGGCCGAAUUCCAACCCCACAUCCUCCUCAACUCCUCCAUCGUCGCCGCCCAACGCGGCCUGAACCGCUCCUCCGGCGUCCAACUCGUCGCCUCCACCCCGGAGGGCAAAAAACUCAUCAAAGCCAAACAACUCAUCCUCGCCAUGCCCCCUGUCCUCGAUAACACCAAAUCCUUCAACCUCGACACAACCGAGAAUUCCAUCCUCGGUAAACUCUCCGGAAAAUACUACUACGGCGGCGUGGUCAACAACACCGGUCUCGAAGAGGGGAUUGCGUACACCAACGUCGGGGUAGAUAGACCUUACAAUGCUGCCAGUCUGCCUGGCGUCGUGGAGAUCGCUCCCUCCGCUUACUCCGGGUACCAGUUCUACUGGUAUAACACGGAGGUUGCCACCACUCAGGAGGAAGUCCAGGCCGCGGCUAAGAGCACCAUCCAGUGGCUGCAGACACAGAAUAACGUGACGACCUCGGAGCCGAACUUUCUCGAUUAUCAGGAUUUCUCCCCUUUCCAUUUGAGUCCUCCCAACGAGGACGUCGAGGACGGGUGGUACACUAAGAUGAAGGGACUCCAGGGUCAUAGGAACACGUGGUAUAUCAGUUCGUUGUUCGUUGUGGGAUCCACUCAGGUCUGGAAUAGUACUAAUAUCCUCCUUCCGGAUAUUAUUAGCGCGGCGCAGGCUUAA
Messenger RNA from Aspergillus sclerotioniger CBS 115572, 1407 nucleotides. RefSeq names its product putative FAD dependent oxidoreductase. Lineage: Eukaryota; Fungi; Ascomycota; Eurotiomycetes; Eurotiales; Aspergillaceae. The record is from RefSeq and is a predicted model, not a curated record. The transcript has a single exon. The coding region runs from base 1 to 1407 and encodes 468 amino acids.